Molecule: messenger RNA, 2140 nt
Organism: Phyllostomus hastatus (greater spear-nosed bat)
Lineage: Eukaryota; Metazoa; Chordata; Mammalia; Chiroptera; Phyllostomidae
Gene: PREB
Product: prolactin regulatory element binding
Exons: 9
Coding region: 229-1485 (418 amino acids)
Biological process (GO): protein secretion
Cellular component (GO): endoplasmic reticulum membrane
Molecular function (GO): protein binding; guanyl-nucleotide exchange factor activity; GTPase activator activity
Source: RefSeq, a predicted model, not a curated record
CGCUUGCGUACAAAGCGUCAGCGAGACCGGGUUUGACCGCCCGGGGCGGAGAUAGGAGUUACCGUGUGUGUGGUUCGAGAGUGGGCAACGUCGGGGGUGUGAGAGGGGUCGGGAGUCCUCCCGGCGGAGACCGAGUCGGGUUCAACAGCGGCCAGGGCAAGAGUCGAAGGCCGGGAGCGACAUGUCCUGGGUGCUGCGGUGCGGACAGUGAAGUGCGCGGCGAGCGGAAUGGGUCGGCGCCGGGCGCCAGAGCUGUACCGGGCCCCGUUCCCGCUGUAUGCGGUUCAGGUCGACCCCAGCACCGGGCUGCUCAUCGCUGCGGGCGGAGGAGGCGCCGCCAAGACGGGCAUAAAGAAUGGAGUGCACUUUCUGCAGCUAGAGCAGAUUAACGGGCGCCUGAGUGCCUCCUUACUACACUCCCAUGACACAGAGACACGGGCUACUAUGAACUUGGCCCUGGCUGGUAACAUCCUUGCUGCAGGGCAGGAUGCCAGCUGUCAGCUCCUGCGCUUCCAGAUCCAGCAGCAGAAGGGCAAAAGCAAGGCAGAGAAAACAGGCUCCAAGGAGCAGGGGCCUCGGCAGAGAAAGGGGGCAGCCCCAACAGAGAAGAAAUCUGGAGAUGAAACCCACCAGGAGGGGGCAGAACUGAGAGUAGAGAAUUUGCAGGCGGUGCAGACAGACUUCAGCCCUGAUCCACUGCAGAAAGUUGUGUGCUACAACCAUGAGAAUACCCUGCUUGCCACUGGGGGCACGGAUGGCUGUGUUCGUGUCUGGAAGGUGCCCAGCCUGGAGAAAGUGCUGGAGUUCAAAGCCCACGGAGGGGAGAUUGAGGACCUGGCUUUGGGGCCUGAUGGCAAGUUGGUGACUGUGGGCUGGGACCUCAAGGCCUUCGUGUGGCAGAAGGAUCAGCUGGUGACACAGCUGCACUGGCAAGAGAACGGACCCACCUUCUCUAACACGCCUUACCGCUACCAGGCCUGCAGGUUUGGGCAGGUUCCAGACCAGCCUGCCGGGCUGCGACUCUUCACAGUGCAGAUCCCCCACAAGCGUUUGCGCCAGCCCCCACCCUGCUACCUCACAGCCUGGGACGGCUCUACCUUCCUGCCUCUUCGGACCAAACCCUGUGGCCAUGAAGUCAUCUCCUGCCUUAGUGUCAGUGAUUCGGGUACCUUCCUAGGCCUGGGCACGGUCACUGGAUCUGUGGCCAUCUACAUAGCUUUCUCUCUCCAGCGCCUCUACUAUGUGAAGGAAUCCCAUGGCAUUGUGGUGACGGAUGUGGCUUUUCUACCUGAGAAAGGUCGUGGCCCAGAGCUCCUUGGGUCCCAUGAAACUGCCCUCUUUUCUGUGGCUGUAGAUAGUCGUUGCCAGCUGCAUCUGCUGCCUUCACGACGGAGUGUUCCUGUGUGGCUACUGCUGCUGCUAUGUGUCGGGCUGAUUUUUACGACCAUCCUGCUGCUCCAGAGUGCCUUUCCAGGUUUCCUUUAGCCUCUUGCUCCCAGGGAGUCAGCGGCCUAGACCCAGCCACCUUCUGGACUAAAGUGGAAGCCUGGAUGCCAUUGCUCACUCCACCUCUGCCUGGGUCCACAGCUGAGGUGGUCUCUGAUGGGACUUGACGGAACUGUCUGCCCUGCCCAGUUAAAGCUUGACUGUGGCCCUGCGUGACUCUUGAGUUCUGGGAAGCCUGUGUUCAUCAUCUUUGGAUCCACCCAGGACAGUGGUGUCUGCAGCCCAGGCCACAGCACCUGCCUCCUCUCCUCUGCUCACUGGGGGCUCCUGAGCUUAUCCUUUCUCCAGAAAUAUGUGAAGAUACCCCAGAAUCUGGAGUCAGUGCUGUCCUUCCUGCAGAAGCAAUCUGUUUCUCCUCCUCCCUCACAACCUGGGGCCAAUUGCUCUUCCCAUGAGCCCAUUGCACUUCCUGGGGCAAGCACCGGCCUGGGACUUGGCGUGAGAGAAAGAAGGGGCAAAAGGAAGACCCAGGCAGUAAUCUGUGGGUUGAGCUGAGUAGCUCUAGGCCAGCCAGGCUAAAGAUGCAGUAAGUUCCUAGGUGGUCCACCCUACCCUUGAGAACAGGGAAAGUGAACCUCAGCCCAUUUGACAGGAAAAGCUGAUAUUUAAUAAAAAAGGGAAAACUGAACUGAGA